AUGCUUCCUUCUACGUCAACCGCUGCAAAUGUGCCUGACGAAGUGAUUGUAAGAGAUGCGGCCUUGUGUCUGAGAAGCUUCUGUGGUGAAAGGCAAUCGAUACCGUACAGCAAAUUCUGUGAACGUUUCAAAAAGGUUAUUGGUUAUUCGCUAAAGGAGCAUUUGUUGAAGUGCAAGUUCACGUUUGCGGAUUUAAUCGAACACAUAGCAGCGACCACUCGAACGAAAUGUCAUUACGAUGCUGAACACAAAAUGAUUCAGCUUUUGUCAGGACAGCCUCCUAAUGAGAGCAGAUCAUUUUCGAUCUUCAAUCCUCUUGGUGCAUAUCAAUCAUCGCAAAUCGUUGGCCCACUCAUUCCUCGGUAUCCGUUUCCACUUCAUUUGGAUCCUCGGUUACCAGACUUUGAUUCAGACGUUGUAGCGGCUUCCUCUAGCCGUGCUGUCAACGAAGACAUUGUUCCCAUGAAUUCAAUGGAGCAUAUUCGCCUAGAGAAUCGUGGACUUGUCAACAUCAAAAAUACUGGCCUGUACAGAAGUGACGGCGAUGUGGUCAACGGAGGCCAGCCAACUGAAGAAGGCGUUGACAUAGUCGCUCAUUCUAAAAAUCCGCCACCAUCCACGACUCCAGAGCCGCCGCCAGCCACGACUCCAGUGCCGCCUACGUUGAGCAGCGAGCAACAGCCACAGUUCGCGCAGCCGCCACCCACAAUUCAGCACAUUGCCGGUAUUUGA
Molecule: messenger RNA, 732 nt
Organism: Haemonchus placei
Lineage: Eukaryota; Metazoa; Nematoda; Chromadorea; Rhabditida; Trichostrongylidae
Source: the annotation of a GenBank genome assembly